Zychaea mexicana is the source of this 2312-nucleotide messenger RNA. RefSeq lists its product as uncharacterized. Gene Ontology annotation, molecular function: protein binding. The record is from RefSeq and is a predicted model, not a curated record. The transcript is spliced from 3 exons. Lineage: Eukaryota; Fungi; Mucoromycota; Mucoromycetes; Mucorales; Lichtheimiaceae. The coding region runs from base 227 to 2140 and encodes 637 amino acids.
UUCUUCUCUAUCUACAAUCAUGUGGAUCACACGGUUGCACACGAGGCGGCUGUGCUUAACAAUGAGAUAAAAAAAAAGGAAAUGCAUCUUGCAAAGCAAAGCUUUCGUGAAAGGUCCUGUUGUUCUUUUUUUCGAGCUUUGUCUUCUUUCUUUUCUCACCCACUCGGUAACAAUCAUCAAAGUAAAAGAAUACUUACUAUUAUACUGUGAUUCAACUGUGGCAACAAUGAAGAAGUUUUUCUCGAGAAGGCGACAAAAGAACAAAAAUAUCGAGAAAGAAAAUUUGAUUACGUACCGCGAACAUAGCCUCAGUGAACUAUCGUCAAACAACACGCUAUCAAGUGAAAAUAGGGUACUGUCAGCCGACGAGCUGCCAAUUAAAAUAUGGCAACAAGUUUUUGAACACCUUACAGCCGAAGAAGACUUGAUCGAAUGUAUCAAAGUCUCAGAACAAUGGUACACAUGUAUACGAGAUAUGCUGCUACCAGACACCUUUGCCCAGCAAGUCAUCCAUCCGUUAUCUCAUCAGAGUCUUAGACACGCUAGGCUGAACCACGAUAAUCUACGACUCUGCUUAACGUUUAUCAACAGCAGCGAAGAACCAUUUCAACAUUUGGAGGAGCUAGAAAUUGAUGGUCUGACCUUUGAUCUUUUUCGGUAUCGACUCGAUAAUAUCCUCCGGCAAAGUGCCAACAGCUUAAAGCGCAUCGUCCUUGUCAAUCCUUUCGACAUGUCAUUGAAAAUGUUGACGAUAAUAACUACCAGAAUUCUGCAACACUGCCGGCAGCUUUUGGAGUUUGCGGUGAUCUCUGUCGACGAGAAAGAAUUACGGAAAAGACAAUGGCCGCUGACUCCAAAUAUCAACAUCGUACGUCAAUAUCCACAUGAACCUCGAUACUUGGACCCAACUGCUGUCUACAUGCAUCUCGCCUCUUUACGAUUAUACCAUAUCGUUGAUAACACCGCCGCGGAUCAUGUUAUGGAUUUACUUCAGAAGAGCCACAACCUCACCCAUGUAAUACUGAACCCACUUACUACCACGUUAGGCCACGCUGAUAUUCUCAAAUAUUGUGUCAGAUACCUUAAAUACCUCCACGUAUUGAUCAUGGCAGACGGAGGCAGAGCAGAUACGGUCCUCGGUAGUAGCAACCAUUGUGGUAAUCCACCAGGAACGACGAACGGAAUAACAACAACCACCGCGCCAUCGCCAACGUCUUCGUCAGAGUUGCAAUCGUAUCAUUUGCAUCGACGAACUCUUUAUAGUAUGCACAUGCGGCCACAACACUUGAUCCUUAUUGAAGAAGGGCGCCGAGCUACCGGUAAUCCACAUUGGACCCCCGAUGGCAUUGGCGUGACCCAUUUACAAAGCUCAUUCCGAAAGAUUUUCCUUGAAAGUCUUUACCCAGCCAAGAAUGUUGUCUGGCCACAAUUUUUUGACUAUAACACUCGCUUUACAAGUUUUUAUGACUUGCGCUACUUUGCUAUGCAUUUGGGCAGAGGAACGACGAGCAAAUCAUCAUACGAUAUCGAUCGGAUUAUUUACCUUAUCGUUUCUUCUUCCACGAUGCUGGAGAGCUUCACCUAUCGACGUGAUCAUUUCACCCUGCGAGAAGAACCUUCCUGUCAUCCUCGUUCUCCUCCUCAAAAUGCUGUCGCUCGUAAAGUAGAAACAGAGAGCAAAAAGCGAAAACAGACACAAGAAAUCGAGUUUCAAGGAAAAGAAAAAAAGCCAGAAUAUAAAAAUGAUGACGAUGAAGAGGAAUCGCGUCGACAUAACGUAUCGGACCGUCUCUUGGAAGUAUUAAUGCAAACGUGCCUUCGGCUGACUACAUUUCGUGUUGCAGGAUCUUAUCAUUUUAGCGACAAAAGACUGCAAGAAUUUAUCUGGUUUUAUGGGGAUCAAUUAACAAAGCUGGAGCUUGAUUGUUCGAUUAGUAUCGAGUGUCUAUCGUUUAUCAUCGAGAAUGCGACUAGUCUCGAAACUUUUUGCCUCCGUCAUCGAUGUGCAUUCAUGGAUCUGGAUAGUUGUUUAACCAUGGGUCAAGGAAGGGCUUCGAAAAUGCUUGCUACUUGGGGUCGCAUAAACGUUCAAGUUGGAAGAAUAACACCGCUAGAGAGCUCAUGGUACGAUAUCUCUUGAAUGCAAUGUAUUUGCUGUCAUAUACCUAGCCAUACUAUUACAUAUCAUUAUUAUUGUAACUGUUACAGUAGUAAUUUGUAAAGAAGACUUAGUUAAUCUAUGAAGAAUAAGAUUUUAAUAAGCAUUAAAUGAUUUUAUAUGAUACGUUUGCCAAAAAUAAAAAAGAAGGGCC